This is a messenger RNA of Helobdella robusta, 414 nucleotides long. RefSeq lists its product as hypothetical. Lineage: Eukaryota; Metazoa; Annelida; Clitellata; Rhynchobdellida; Glossiphoniidae. The transcript is spliced from 4 exons. Gene Ontology annotation, molecular function: protein binding. Bases 1 to 414 code for a protein of 137 amino acids. The record is from RefSeq and is a predicted model, not a curated record.
AUGGAAGAUUUGUUUGAUGAAAUUCCCGCUUUGGAAGAGUUAAUUCCGAAGAUUGUAAAGUUUCAGGCUUUGUGGAAAGGUUUCCAUGUAAGGAAUCAAUUCAGAUCUUUGAAUGCCAGUUAUAAAAAGAUAUUUGAAGAAAUCGAAGAAAAACAUUUUUCAGAAAAGUUUCUCUCUGACAAAUUGCAAAAUAAAUUGAAGACUUUUGAUCAUUUUCGUAAGAAAAAUAACGAAAACCUCAAUAAAACUUCAAAAAUUGUAACCUCCAAUGGUACAAGUGAAUCAAACUCUACGGAGACCAUUGUAAAAAAUCCUCCUGACGUUAGUGACAUGAAACAGAAACUCGUACACGAUUUCCUAUGGGUCCAACAGGCCAUAAGGGAAAGAAAAAUGUUUCUAAAGAAUCUAAACUAA